CGACUCUUACCGAGCAUCGCCGACCGCAGCGGCAGAGAUGUCAGGAACAGUGACCGUCUUCGUCAAGUCGCCCGACACGCGCUCGGAGCGCCGCUUCGAUCUGCACCUCACCGUCGGGCAGCUAAAGGGCAAGCUUGAGCUUGUUACUGGUAUACCAGUAUCCAACCAAGCUAUCUCGGUCUUGAAUUCCGAGGCGGACGCGCAGGUUGUGGGGACAUUGGACGAUGAGAGCAAGCCACUCGGGUUCUAUGGUCUGAGGGAUCAUCAAGUACUGAAUGUGGUGGAUACUGACCCAGCUACGUCGCUAACGGGGCAGUUGAACGAUGUUUCGCAAGUGCAGAAAUUUGAGCUGAGCGAGAGCGAGUACCAGAAGCGGCAAGACAGUGUCCUCGCGUACAAGCAACAGCACAAACUCGGUCGCUUCGCUGACAAGAAGGAGGAUGAAAGUACCCAUCAGCCGGCCCCCGAAGUGAACAUCCCCAUCGGAGCUCGCUGUGAAGUCGAGUCUUCUGAGCCAGGGCUGCACAAGAGGGGCACCGUGCGGUUCGUCGGGCCUACCAAGUUCGCCAGCACGGGUAUAUGGGUCGGUAUCGAGUACGACGAGCCGUUUGGCAAGAAUGAUGGAUCCGUGCAAGGCGAACGGUACUUCACUUGCCGGCCCAAUUACGGUGUAUUCGUGCGCCCCGAGAAAGUCAGAGUCGGGGACUUCCCUGUGGAGGACAUCAAUAUGGAAGAUGAGGAAAUAUGAAUACCUGAGUGGAAAAGACGAUAGGGUAUUUGCAGUUUGUCGUUUGAUUGGCUGAAAUUGAAGCGACCUUUGUGCUUGUAUUGGGAAGUUGUGGUGUCGCGUAUGGCCUUCUAAAUGUCCCAAAUCUUUGUUGAGCCGGCGUGCUUUGCGAAGGUGUGGGUAUAUUU
Messenger RNA from Gloeophyllum trabeum ATCC 11539, 915 nucleotides. RefSeq lists its product as uncharacterized. Gene Ontology annotation, biological process: cytoplasmic microtubule organization; tubulin complex assembly; post-chaperonin tubulin folding pathway. NCBI's taxonomy places the organism in Eukaryota, Fungi, Basidiomycota, Agaricomycetes, Gloeophyllales, Gloeophyllaceae. Gene Ontology annotation, molecular function: alpha-tubulin binding; microtubule plus-end binding. Bases 38 to 748 code for a protein of 236 amino acids. The transcript has 5 exons. Gene Ontology annotation, cellular component: nucleus; cytoplasm; microtubule plus-end. The record is from RefSeq and is a predicted model, not a curated record.